Messenger RNA from Scophthalmus maximus (turbot), 724 nucleotides. RefSeq names its product chemokine (C-C motif) ligand 20b (gene ccl20b). Gene Ontology annotation, biological process: positive regulation of GTPase activity; cellular response to interleukin-1; cellular response to tumor necrosis factor. Gene Ontology annotation, molecular function: chemokine activity; CCR chemokine receptor binding. NCBI's taxonomy places the organism in Eukaryota, Metazoa, Chordata, Actinopteri, Pleuronectiformes, Scophthalmidae. Bases 137 to 442 code for a protein of 101 amino acids. The transcript has 4 exons. The record is from RefSeq and is a predicted model, not a curated record. Gene Ontology annotation, cellular component: extracellular region.
CUACUUAAGGUCCGAGCACUAUUCUUUCUCUGCCACAUGCUUGACUAAAUGCCUUUGAGCACUUUACACUAUACUUACACUACCGCAGCCUCACACUACCGCAGACCGGCAGAGCGAGCAAACCAACUGUGGAGUCAUGGCAAACAGAAAUGUGUGUUUCAUCCUCAGCCUCGUCAUCUUCACCAGCUUUAUCCGCAGCACUGAGUCAGUGAGCUGCUGCCUGAGGUACACCAGGCGUCCGCUAUCACACCGCCGGCUGCUGGGUUACACCAUCCAGACCAUCAACAAUUCCUGUGACAUCAAUGCCAUUGUCUUCCACAUUCCAGGCAAGUUUGUGUGUGCCGACCCUUUAAUGAAAUGGACCCAGAGAGGGAUGAAAUAUGUGGAUGAAAGGAGGAAGAUGGCUCAGAUCGCUGAGAAAAGAAUUCGUGGCUCAGCAUAAAAAACUCAUCAAAACAGUUGACAUCUGCUGAAUAUAACACUCAUAUCUAACAUAAUUUAAUACUAGAAAAUAUAUUGAUGCUCUUGUUCUUUUUUUACUUUAAAUUUAAAUGAAUUAAUGUAACAAGGAAUAUGAUACGGUUUUGUGUGUUACAUUUUCUUAUUUGUGUUCUGUUUCAUAAACAGGGAAGAGUAGUAGCUGAAGCUACAGCCCAUCAUUACAGAAUGUGGGCCAUUUUUAUCGUACAUAUGAAUAUUAAAUAUAUAAAUUUAUUCAAACAGA